AUGAACCAACACCAGCUUGAUAAUCUUCCGCCUCCUCCACCGCGCUCGUCUAAUGCUAACACUCCGAAUGGACCGCCUUUUGCUACCCAGCAGCGGCGGCCCGUGUCCAUGAUCGUGCAGCAGCCUCCGGCCAUCACAACCAACAUCGCUCGGGCCCUGGGGGCGCCUUUGUCUGCACAUACAUUGGCACCUCCAGCACCACAUCCCUUCAGUCCUGCUACUCCAUCUGCCCUCAACCCGCACUCUCCGGGUGGGCUGGGUCCUAACUCUACCGUCUCCGCCAGGACGAUGGAGCCGUACAAUCCACGGCAAUGGAGCAACAGAGGCGGGCAGGUCUCUGGGACCCAGAUGUUGUUCCAGCAGAGGUCGAGCAAUGUCCCGCCAUCUACGCGGGAUGUUUCUGGGAUGGAAGGUGCCAUGCCUUCUCCACCUCCGCCAUAUAGCCCGGAGACACCAGAGAGCUUAGGCCGAGCAGUUCGAGCUUCGCCACUCCUGCUGGACACCACGAGCUUGACCGCUUCACCUAUUGUUGGCAAUAACUCGGUGACGAACUCUCCUCAGGUGCCAAUGUCACCCGCCUUCCCUCCUCCGCCGGGGCAAUCUUCCAGGCACCGAGAACGCUCGACCUCUGGAAUUGCCAACACCCGCGGCUUCUUCGGUCUCUCGGGUUUACGUGGGAAGUCCACCACGUACACUGAGCUGCCCACACGCAAUAGUGUGCAUCUCCCAGAAGUUUCUGAGCCGCAUCCUCCAGCAGCGAGGAGAGCUGCUUCCACGGGCCACAUACAGUCUUCGUCCACAUUGUCCAUCGCUACUCCAUCUGGGUCUGGAGCGGCCGGUAGAGGCUCACCGGACAACUCGUGGCAACCAGGCAUGCCAUUACCCGGCCCACCUCCUGGGCCACCCCCUCCUGGCAUGAGAUCGCAAAGCUUGAAUCGCUACCCGCCAACUUCACGCUCCAAUAGUCAGACAUCGGAGCAUAGCCUUGAUGUUCAGCAAUCACGGAGGUUAGCUACACGCAGCACUCUUGGCCCAAUACCGCCAACUCCAGCAGAUUGGGUCGACACCGAUGCCCUUCCGCGCCAAUUUGUGGUGUCGCCGAUCGAUACCACGGACCAAGACUAUCAGCCUCUGCGCAUCGAUACUGGAUCGCAUCAGGACGCUGCUUUAUCACGAAGGCCUGCUCAGCGAGACAGCAGUGGGCAAGGGCUAAGGGAGCGGCGAUCAAGGAGCAGAGCCAAAGACAGAAACAGCAAGGUCAUCUCGCCGAUGAGUGAUGACGGCAAGCCGUUUGAUGCUCUGUUCGCCACCUCUGAAGGUUCUAUUAGCCGGCGAAGGGAGCACAUGAGGACCAUCUCCGGCUACGUCUCGCCAUCUGCAGCUUCACGUCCGACUUCCUCGCGUGAGGCUCAGACGACAACGCAAGGAGCGCUUCCUUCAGCAAGCAACGUGCUUACGCCUCCGUACACGCCUGCCAUCGGUAAGCCUGAGGGAAACGCGAUAAAGACGCAGCCCUUGAAGGUCCCCGGAAGUGCCUCGAGCGACAGGCCAAUCUCACACAUCCUCCAUCAGCCGAUUGCUGAAUCUUCUUCCAUGCCGGCGCCGCUCACGCCAUCUCGACCGGCAUCAAGUGGCUCGGCCAUGGCUCCUGCAAAGCUGGAUGCCUUCUUUCUGCAGUCAAUCGAGCGCCAUCGCGCUUUCGUGGAGAAGGAGGCUGCUGCUGCGUCCGAUGAGGAGCGUCUCGAGUUAUUCGCUAAUUUCAUGGUGCAUGAGUCGAGGCUGAGGCGAGAUCGAUACCCUGCUGCAUACAAUACUUUGGCUGGCGACAUCAUGGAUCUCACGAGGGACAUGUGGCGUUCGUACGCUCGACAGGGCAAGCGUGCUCCCACGCCGAGCACAUCGAUGUCCUCAUACGACGCUACUGCCCCAUCUUGGGGCUCCGAUGGCCAGCCUGCUUCUGCUCAUGCCAACAUGCCAUCUUCAGCCUCCUCGUUUGGUGAAUACACUCCAGCCACUGACGCAGCCUCCGCCUACGACACCAUGGAGAACACUGGCCCAGAAAGACCCGACUCGAGGCAAUGGGGUGAGGCGUUUAAGCCGUCCCUGUCUCCAAUUCCGAGCAUGAAUGUCAGCACUGUGCCGGAGGAAAGCAGCUCUCGAGGUCGAACGGCUAGCCGAUGGUGGGAAGCGAGCAAUUCCGGAUCUGGAUCGAUUGGCAAGCCGGAACGAAUUGAGAAAACCCAUCGAGAGACGAAGUACAUGGGCAUUAGUCCGGCGCUGCUUCACGACAAGGGUGAGGACUCACCUCAGUCUGCUCUUUACGCCGGGCCGGCUUCUGGGCCUAGCACGGGGUCAUUUGGCUAUCGUCCCAAUGAAUACCCUCCUGAGAAGACCGGUUGGCACGAAGGCGCGGACUUCGAGACACCCAUCGCAACGCCUUCUCAUCCCCGGAACGCUUCAGCGUCUGAUGUGCAAUUGCUCGAUGUCUCAAGGCUUGUGACUCUGCCUCCGCCAUAUCCACGACACUAUCCUGCGCUGAACAACAAGCAUCCACUCCUGUCCGAUCUUAGGAGUGAACAUCGUGCGCUGGUAAACAACUCCAAAAUUCAGGAGAUCAAGGACGCCUAUCUUGACCAAGACUACGCUAUUCAGCGGGAGCAACAUGACGCUGCGAUAGAGCGGAGAGCCAAGCUGCGAUCGAGCAUUCAGGCCAAGGUUGCAGACGGCAGCAUCUCGUAUGCUGAGGCGGCACAAGCGGAAGCGGACUUUGACAACGAGGAGGCGGAACGAGGCAAAGCCAACGCAAGAUCGAACUUCGACCUGUUCGAAGCCAACGCUGCUCAUCCACUUAAUGCACUGAUCGGUGAGCGACUUGCGAAGGCGAAUGCUGCUAUCGAUCAGCUCCAAGCGGAGCUUGACAGCCGUAAUGAAGUGUCAGAUCCCAAUCAGGCGCAGGAAGAAGGCGACGAACAGCCCGAGCGGCUCGAGAAGCUGACCCUGCUGAAAUGGGUGUUUGAGGCUCGAGAGCAGGUGCACAAGGAGAUGUUCGAGCUGCAUGCCGACCGCAGCGCAAAGUACUCUGAAGUCAUCCUCACACCCUUUCGCGUCGCAAAGAUGCAGGCCAAGGUCGACGAAGCCGCAGCCUUCUUCGCCAAAGACAACCAAGACCGGCACAUCAAUUUCGCAAAAGAUAGUCUCAAGCGCUUCGAAGAGCUGCAGCGGACUAUGGAGCAGAACGUCUCCCGCGGCGUCGAAGACCAACUGUCCGCUUUCUGGGACAUCGCUCCAGGACUCCUGGAACUCGUGCAACAGUUUCCGAACGACAUCAGUACGCUGGAUAUUCAAAUCCCAGAGCAAGAGUACAACGAGAAUCCAUCUUAUAACGACCAUCCACUCCAAUACCUCUACAGCCUUCUGUCCCACGCCCAGCGCAGCGCGUACCAAUUCAUCGAGUCCCAAACGAACCUCCUCUGUCUGCUGCACGAAGUCCGCACCGCGACGACGAAGUCUCGUCUGCGAUUGCUGGAGCUGGAAAGGAGUGCUGCGAACCCCCGCGACGAGGGUGUGAGAGCGGAGAUGGCGGAAGCGAGGCAGGCGCAGGAGCAGUGGCUGACGAACGACUUGAAGGAGAAGGUCGGAGAGGUAGAGAGGCAGUGGGGGGAGGCGCUUGGAGGGGUGCUGGAGGAUGUGAGACGGAGGGUUAGGGAGGACUUGGAGGCCAAAGGGGGGUGGGAGGAUGGUUUGGAGGAGUGA
Messenger RNA from Saxophila tyrrhenica, 3753 nucleotides. RefSeq lists its product as uncharacterized. The transcript is spliced from 2 exons. Lineage: Eukaryota; Fungi; Ascomycota; Dothideomycetes; Mycosphaerellales; Extremaceae. The coding region runs from base 1 to 3753 and encodes 1250 amino acids. The record is from RefSeq and is a predicted model, not a curated record.